Molecule: messenger RNA, 3320 nt
Organism: Mauremys mutica (yellowpond turtle)
Lineage: Eukaryota; Metazoa; Chordata; Testudines; Geoemydidae
Gene: GRAMD1A
Product: GRAM domain containing 1A
Exons: 20
Coding region: 117-2291 (724 amino acids)
Biological process (GO): intracellular sterol transport
Cellular component (GO): endoplasmic reticulum membrane; endoplasmic reticulum-plasma membrane contact site; plasma membrane
Molecular function (GO): sterol binding; sterol transfer activity
Source: RefSeq, a predicted model, not a curated record
UGUGCAGCGGGCGGAGCGUGGAGAGGGGGAGGGGAGGAAGCCGCCGGGCCUCUGUCUCCUUCCUCUUCCUCCGCGGGGAGGCAGGGCUGCCGGCCGGCCGGGCCGGGACACGGGCCAUGUUCGACACAGGCAGCCCCUCCCCCCGGAGCAGCCCCAGCAGCUCUCCGUCCCUGCGAAAGCGUCUACUGCUGCCCCCCCGGACCUCCCCUGAGCUCCCUGCAGAUGCCAUGGUGGAAAAGAGCACAGAGAGUGCCCCAGAUCGGGGCCCCUUGUCCGCCCCCCUCAACUACCCACUGAGCGCCAGGAGUUUCAUCCGCAACCACAAGAAAGCGCAAAGCUGGUACAGCAUGCUGAGCCCCACGUACAAACAGCGCAAUGAGGAUUUCCGCAGGAUCUUCAAGGGGCUGCCGGAGAGCGAGCGGCUGCUUGUGGAUUACUCCUGUGCGCUGCAGCGCGACAUCCUGCUCCAGGGGCGCCUCUACCUGUCCGAGAACUGGCUCUGCUUCUACAGCAACAUCUUCCGCUGGGAGACAGCAAUCUCUGUCCCGCUGCGGGAGGUGAAAUGCCUGAAGAAGGAGAAGAUGGCCAGGCUGAUUCCCAAUGCCAUCCAGGUCUGCACUGCGGCUGACAAGCAUUUCUUCACCUCAUUUGGAGCCCGUGAUCGCUGCUUCAUGCUGAUCUUCCGCCUAUGGCAGAAUGCGCUGCUGGAGAAGACGCUGUCUCCCCAGGAGCUCUGGCAUAUCGUCCACCAGGGCUACGGCGCUGAGCUUGGCCUCACCAGCGAGGACGAUGACUACGUCUGUCCUGUCCCCACUGACGAGCUCAAUGGCCUGGGGCCAGUCAGGGAGCUCAGUGACAUCAUCGAGCUGAGAGACCUGGCCUUGCCCUGCGCUGCUGACCUCAAGCUGGAGCCCAGCCCCACGUUGGCCAGGACAGCCGCUAGUCAGAGCUUCCACUCACUGGCCAGCAGCAGCGAUGGGGCAGCCUCACUGGCAGAGGACCCUGAAGAAAAUGUGGACAGCCAGGCGGAUACUGCCUCCAACUCCACAGCGACACCAGUGCUGGAGCCCCCGAAGGCUGCGGUGCUGGGGGCAGGCCCGCUGCCUGCCCUGGGGGACCUGCUGCCCCAUGAAGAGCUCCCCACUGACACCAGCAACUCCUCCUCCUCCUCCUCCUCCUCCACGCAGGAUGAAGUGGAGGUGGACACCUUCUCAGACCUGCCCGGGCGGCUGCUGCUGAACUGCGUCUAUUGCCUGGGGGCCGAGCAGCUGCAGCAGAUGCUCUUCAGCGACUCGCCGUUCAUGCAGAGUUUCCUGGGCCAGCGCAAGUUCACAGAUGUGACACUGACCUCAUGGAGUGGCAAAAGCAAGUGCCGCCAGAGCCGUGUCCUCUCCUAUACCAUCCCCCUCAGCAACCCGCUGGGGCCUAAGGCAGCUGCUGUGGUGGAGACGCAGACCCUGUUCCGUGCCAGCCCCGAUAGCGGUGCCUGCGUGGUGGACUCAGAGGUGAUCACGCAGGGCAUCCCCUACCAGGACUACUUCUACACCGCCCACCGCUACUGCAUCAGCACGCUGGCCACAGGCACGGCCCGUCUCAGAGUCUCCUCCGAGAUCCGGUACCGGAAGCAGCCCUGGAACCUGGUGAGAGCCCUGAUUGAGAAGAACACGUGGAGCGGCGUGGAGGAGUACUUCCAGCACCUGGGGCUGGCGCUGGCACGAGCGGAGAAGACUCUGCUGGAGGAGAGUGGCCGUGGGACGGAGCUGCGGGGGCUGCGCCGCAGGAAGCGCACACUGAGCUGGAGGGCCCCCCAUGCUGAGCCCACCCUGGCCACGCUGCCCCCCAGCAAGACAGGGCCCUGCCCCCUGCGCCCCUCUGGCAGCCUGGCAGCCAGACUCUCCCAGCAGCUCGUGGAGCGGAGCCGGGGCCCCACUGUGUCCACCCUCAUCCUCAUCGUCAGCCUGGUGAUCUGUGUGAGCCUGCUGGUCCUAGUGGUUCUCAACGUGAUGCUGUUAUACCGGCUGUGGGCGCUGGAGCACACGGCCCGCGCCUUCCAGGCCUGGCAGACCUCCACACUGGCCCGAGGGAAGCUGCCCCGGACAGCAGGCGAGUGGGCCGAGGUCCUGGAGCUGCAGCGGCGUUUCCAUGGUGCCGAGGUGCAGAAGUGGAGGCAGAUCCUGGAAGCCUCUGUGGAGCUGCUGGAUGAGAUGAAGGUCUCCCUGGAGAAGCUGCACCAGGGCAUCAUGAUGGCAGAACCACCCCCGGAGCCAGGCCAGGCUGACGCCAUUUCCUGAAGCUGCACUGGCCACCAGGGGCCACGGGAGACUGAGCUGGAUCUGAGACUGCAGCUAGGUCAGCGCCGUCUGGAUGCCCCUUGUCGGCCAGGUCAGCGCCGCCUGGACGCCCCCGUUCAGCUGGCUCCCUUAGCUGGGUCAGCACCGCCCGGACGCUCCUCAUUGGCCGGCUCCCUCCACCGGGUCAACGCCGCCUGGAUGCCCCUGUUCAGCUGGCGCCCUUGGCCGGGUCAACACUGCCUGGACACCCUCCUUCAGCUGGCUCCCUUGGCAAGGUCAGCGCUGCCUGGAUGCCCUCCUUUGGCGGGCUCCCUCGGCCGGAUCAGCGCCGCCUGGACGCUUCCCAGGGUCUGCUUCUCCUGCUGGGUCAGCAGCAUCUGGCCAUUGGCUGGUGUCAGCACCGGCUUGGGCUGCCCUGCUCUCCUGCCACCCCCCAGCGGAGCAGGUCUCUGUGGUGACAGCUAGGUGGAGGACACAUGGAGGAUCCCCUGGGGGCUGGCUCUGCCCCCCGCGAUCCGCCCGCUGCCUGCAACCCAGGACAACGGUGGCUGGACUGCGGCUGCCAGCUGGGUACAGCCCACCAUGUCUGCUGCCUGGGGGCCUGUCGUGCCUGGGGGAACCCAUCCAGUCUGGGCUAGGAAUUGACUUUCUAAGUGGUCUAGCUGCAUGGUGUUACUGUGGGGCGUGGCCAGGGCAGUACCCCGCCCCCUUACCUUGGGGCCAGGACUCCUGGGUCCUCUGCACUGGAGCAGGGGCAUCCUUGGGGCAGGCUCCAUGCGGUGCAGGAGGCACUGCCCAUGACUCUGCCUCCUUCCCCAAACACUCAAUUCCUGGAGGGCUCGGUGCCCACCAGGCACUGGGUCGUUGUCUCCUGGCCUGGAAGGGGCUGGGGGUGUGUGUGAGCCCCCCAGCCAGCCUGCACACCGUCUGCUUCCUCCUCAUCCUCAGUGUUAUGGGGCUCGCCCCCCCCCCCUAUUUAUUAGCUGAUUAAAAAGCAUGGCUGGGAUAGCACCACCCAGGGUGAGUCUG